Messenger RNA from Fonsecaea erecta, 1812 nucleotides. RefSeq lists its product as hypothetical. The coding region runs from base 1 to 1812 and encodes 603 amino acids. Lineage: Eukaryota; Fungi; Ascomycota; Eurotiomycetes; Chaetothyriales; Herpotrichiellaceae. The record is from RefSeq and is a predicted model, not a curated record. The transcript has a single exon.
AUGGUUCACAAUCUAGAAUACGACAUGGCUAGCUCAACAAACCCCAAUGAAUCACGACAUCCAAGCAAAUCCUUCGACCCGACAGUUGAGCGGGUACAAAGCAGCCACAUAACGCCUCCGGCAUCCUCUGAAAACUCGAGAUCUAUUGGCAUCUGUGCGACUGGCGCAGACACAGCGAUCUGUGCUACACAUUUUGGAAUCGAGCUUGAAUUUGUUCUAGCUUUCAAGGAGGAUCUCUUGAAAUCUGUCAUAUCGGAAUACGAUCUAGACGCUACUAUCAUUAAAAAGCUUACAGCCUAUGAACAUCGCUCUCUUAUCGAACACGAUGUUAACCCAAAUCCUGCCUACGAUUGUCGAUGGAGGUACCCGUCGUGGGCACUACAUGUCCCGGAGACGGACAUGGCGUGCACAUCCAAGCUCCACAAGGGCAUGUUUUUCAACAGAAUAGACAAUAGAAAGCAAUGGGUGCGACGAUAUGUUGCGGAACCCCUUCUCAUUGCUCGAAACUGCUUUGACAGACAAGGCCUACACUCCAGCGUUGUGGGAUGGCUCGAACCCGAUCCCCACUGUCGAGAUUCUCAUGAGGCCGCAAAGAUUCCUCUGACGAAACACCAUCACGCCGACGAAGGAGCUGUACUUCGAAAGAGUCUGAUCGACUACACAGAAUGGACUAUGACAAAUGAUCAUACGGUUGUUGGAGCGCUUCGAAGUCAGCUCCGAGAACACUUGCUUACUCAGGGAGUGGCGGAGGAUGAUGUUCCGAAGUGGGAUAGCUAUGGAAUAGAGUUGAUAUCGCCAGUUUUUGAACUGGCGAGACAGACGGAAGCUUUUUCACAAGUUGGAAAAUAUUUACGAGCUCUCGUCUCAAAGGAAACUUCGACUCUCGAAUCUAUCUGGGCUGGUGCGCAUGUGCACAUUGGAUUCAAUUUUUCGAAACCGGAAGAUAUACCUAUAUUGUUGCUUCAGCACUUGGCAUAUAUCCUCAUCCUCCACGAAGAUCUCCUGUCGAGAUGCCACCCUCGAAGUCGCUGUGGCAUCCGACUUUCGAAGCCGACUUCCGAAGAAGUGGAAGUCGAAGACGAAUACGCAGAUGAAGAGUUCGACCCCCACGGUCCCUACGAACCACCGCCCGAGCCAACCGACGAAGAGUUAGAGGCGGAGAACGAACGAGUGGUUCUCGCUUUCGAGGCCCAGUACACUGGAGCCGAUAAUGUCAGCUCCAACGCGCGGUUUCUAAGAAAGCAACUAUCACAGCGAGCCAUACAACCCUCAACCAAAAGGAUCAGGGACGCCAUCUUCAAUCCCGACGACAACAUCUUUGACCUGGUGGCUUUAUUACAACAUAGCGAUGCACAUGGCAAUCCACAUCGGGGAUAUAUGUACAAUUUUGCGAAUCUGGUCAAUUUAGCACGUAAUAAAACGAGUUGGAAGCAGAUCAAGCCGACAGUCGAAUUUCGGCAGCACGCGUGCACGUUGGAUGCCCCUGAGUUGAGUAGAUGGGUGACGCUUUUGGAAAGAAUUGUACGUGUGGCGGAAAAGAAUGCAUAUGGGACAACAGACCGCCAUCCUCCAAAUCCAAUCGGAGGGGACCAACGGAGCUCGUUCGCAGAAAAGGAAGGCAACAAAUAUUCUCUGAACUCGACGACAAACACCCAAUGGCCCUGCAGGAGCAUGAGUGAGUUCUGUGGGAGAUUUUUGAGCAUGAGCUCGGAGGAUGGUGAAUAUUGGCAACAGAGGUUUGAGAGAUACAAGGAUGACAGGCCGGAAGAAGUUGAUGAGAAACGAGAGAACAGCACGUAUCAUGACAUAUGA